Molecule: messenger RNA, 882 nt
Organism: Diorhabda carinulata
Lineage: Eukaryota; Metazoa; Arthropoda; Insecta; Coleoptera; Chrysomelidae
Product: PSME3-interacting protein
Exons: 4
Coding region: 70-768 (232 amino acids)
Cellular component (GO): nucleus
Source: RefSeq, a predicted model, not a curated record
AAGAUCUAACCUAUGAAUAUUGAAUCUGUCAAUUGAAGUUCUUUAUUAGAUAUUAUCAUAACAGUAGCAAUGAGUUCAGGGUUUAUAACAGAAUCAGAAGUUUUAGAAAUACGGAAACGCAGACAAGAAGAAUGGGAAAAAGUUCGUCAACCUAACGAUGCGUUAGAAAGACCUGAAGAACCUUAUGACAAUAGAAGUUUAUUUGAUAAAUUACAAGAACAGAAGCAAAAAAAGGAUCUUGAAUAUGAGGAAGCUCACAAGUUAAAAAAUAUGAUAAAAGGACUUGAUGAUGAUGAAAUAGAAUUUCUAGACUUAGUUGAUCGUACAAAGAGUGAAGUAAACCGCAAAAAGGAAGUUGAAGAGGAACAAGAGCUACUCGAUUAUCGUAACAGAGUCUCAACAUUGCAAGAAAAGUACAUAAAUGAUAUGUAUCAUUCCAACAUAAUAAUUAAUCAGACCAAGUGCAACAGACAACAAAAUCCACAGAAAAAAAGUUUGAAGGGAAUUGUUAUUAAAAAAAAUGAAAAUCUAAAAAGGAAAGGUAUAAUUAGUGAGACCACAGAAGAACCUGAUAGGAAAAAAACUGCUGCUAAUACAAUAGGGGAUAAAACAAAUACUGAAAUCAAUAAAGAAGCUCCAAUUACAAUUCUACCUGGAAUUGGAUGUUACAAAGAUUCUUCCUCUGAAAAUGAAGAUUCUGUGGACAAUGAUGAUACAUUAUUACAGAAGAAAGUCAAAAAAGUUGAAAGUACUGAAAAAUUGAAUUAACGUGAAAUUAUUAUCUGUAAUUAAUAUUUGGUACUAUUUAUAACUGUAUAAAAUAAUUUUAUAGUGAAAUUAGUAUAUAAUAUAAUGUAUUUGUUCAUUUUUAUACUUUUUAAA